AGGCGCCGCGUGUAACGUUAGCACCUCGGACGAGGUGGAAUUCAAAUUAGCCCGCGUUAUACGAUUGUGUCCUCGAUAUCGGUUUCCGUCGCAGGGACGAUGGCGGGCGAUUGAGAAGAGGGCGAGGAGAGUAAGUCGACGGAUGAUCAAACGCAACCGGGACGGGACUGGGCAGACAUUUUGGGAAGACUCGCAACGGGGCGACGGUUGAGGCUCCGCGGAGUUGGCCGAUCCACAGUUGCGGCCCGACUGGGAGCAAUGGAGGAAGGAGAUGGAACAGAGGGUAAGGCGCUGGGUCACAGCGGACGUGACUGACGAACGUGAAGAGGACGGGAAUGAUGACGUUGACGUGCGUGUGAAGAAUGAAAAUGUGUACGUGGACGACGGGGCGGCGAAAAGAAAACGAGGCGUGAAGGGCGAAGAUGUGGGACCCGAAACCAGAGAUGCGGAGGAGGAGGGGUUGGAAGUUGACCGAGUCAAGGGAGUUGCGGGGAGGGUUUGCGGAAGUGAGGGAAAAGAGGUGGGGGGAGAAACCGAAGCUGAACAAGACGUGAGGAGGGAGGACGAGGAAAAGUGAAAGGGAGCUGCGGCGGGGAAGCUCGGGAGGGUCAGGAGAAGAUUCUCGUGGGGCUGGGUGUGAUGAUGAUGAUGAUGGUAAAAGAUCUGUCCGCAACGAAGAGCGCGAGAUGAAGGAAUGCGGAGAAAUGGAUCGUUGGGCGCUUUGAAGUAAGGAAGACAACUCGGGGAACAAGAGAGGAUGGCUGCCGUGUUGCGGACAAGCCACGGAGAAGCGGAACGUGAGGAGGAGGUGGCGGAGGAGUCGAGCGAUGAUGAGAUGGCGGGGCGCUCGCGGGAGGACGGUGACACAGACCCCAUCAAGAUCUACCGCAAAGAUGACCACUGCGCGGAGAUGUUCCGCACCUUGACGACAUUCCGGGACUCGUCUUUGCUCACGGACCUCGCUCUGACGACGAGUGGCGGCGCGAGGCUGCGCCUACAUUCCUGCGUCAUGGCUGCCGUCAGCUCCCUGGUCGAGAACGAUUUGAAGCGCGGUGUGAACGAGGGAGAGCACGGGUACUCCAUCUCCUUGGGUCCGGACGUGGACCUCCGUGGCUUGGAUGGGAUCGUGGAAUUCGCUUACACCGGAGUCAUUUCCCAUCUGGAGGAGAGCACGGUGGCGCGCGUGGUAGCUGCGGCUCAGGCCCUGGGCGUCCGCAGAGUGUUGGAUUUUCUUCGCGAGCGGGAGAAGUCCUCCGCCGCCGCCGAAGAGGAAAACACCGGAAGAAGUAUCUGCGCUACGGAACAGAUUGCCAUCAGUCUCCAUUCUAUCCAGCAAUUGUGGAUGGACCGAGUGGGCUGCGACGUCGUUCUCGAUGCGAUCGGAGCGUCGCUCCCCGCCCACAGAGUCGUCCUGGCGGCCAGCUGCGACUUCUUCCGUGGAAUGUUCAGCUCGGGGAUGAAAGAGUCGGCUCUGUCCCGCGUCAGUCUUCCGUUCCUGUCGGCUUCGGACUUGGAGGUUCUCGUCGGAUCCUCCUACGCCGGCGCCCUCCCCCUCAGCUGGAGUCGCGUGUUUGAGAUCACCUGCGCCUCCCUUCGGCUUCAGUACCAGCCGGCGCUUUUCUUGGGCCUCGACUUCCUCCGGCGAGAACUCGAUCCGUACUUCUGCCUCGAUGUGGUAUCGUUCGCCGAAGCUUACCAGGUGGCGGAGCUCCUCCGAGUCGCCGACGAUUUUGUCUCGCGUCGAUUCCAAAAGGUGGCGCGUACCCCCAAAUUCCGGGACCUGUCGGCCGAACGGCUCUCGAGAUACCUGAACAGCCGCGAGCUUUGCGUUCCAUCUGAGCUGGUCGUGUUCGAGGCGGUGGAAAGCUGGAUCCGAGCCGAGCCCGAGACCAGACUUCGACUUGCCAGGGAGCUCAUGGAAACCGUCCGCUUCCCGCUCAUGACGUUUGAGGAAUUCCGCCGGGUCCGGUCGGUGAAACUGUGGUCCGAGCCCGACCUGAAGGGCCUCUACGAAGAGGUGCGGGAGCGUUUCUGCUCCGACGAGGCGGCGCCUCUGAGCCGGUGCCGCGUCUACCUGCCGAAACGCGUUCUAGUCUUGACCGGGGGUGACCGGAUCUCGGAGGACCUGGGCAGGCGGUGUCUGAGCGGAGAAGUCUGGUUCGGGAAUUCCCUGAUGAACCACACGGGAAUAAAAAAGACGAUGGAGUGGAGGCGGCUGGGAGAGAUGCCGGAUCCGGCGAGGUUCUGCCACGAGGCCGCGGUGCUCAAGGAUCAACUGUACGUGUUCGGUGGGAAAAAAUACUACGGCGCAGAAGACACCUUGAACUGUGUUUACAGGUACGACCCGAUCCGAAACAGCUGGGAGAGAAUGGCCGACAUGACGAACAAGAGGUGCUGCUUCUCCGUGGUGGCGGUCGGCGACAACGUGUACGCCGUCGGGGGGCGCUGUCACCGCCGUUACUUAGACAGCGUGGAAUGCUUCUCACCUGCUGCUAACUGUUGGAGCGUUGCUCGUCCCCUGGAUCUGGCCCUCGGUGGACACGUCGCCAAAGUUUUGCAAGGGCGGAUCUUCAUCUCGGGAGGACUUAACGACGAGAAUCCCUGUCUGGCGUCUCUCUUUGUGUACCGCCCCGACAAAGGCAGCACCUACCUGGCAAGCAUGUCUCGAGCGCGCGCUCGCCACUGCGCGGAGACCCUGGACGACCUUCUUUACGUGGCGGGCGGGAUCACGUCGGACGCUAACCGGACGGCGAUCGAUCUGCUGGCCUGCGAGGUGUACGAUCCCGCCGCGGACGCGUGGACGGCUUUCUCGGCCCUGCCGGUGCCUCACGUGGGGGCGGGGAGUGCCGUUCUGGAAGGGAAGCUGUACGUGCUGGGCGGGUACAGUCGGGAGGACUACGGCGAUAUUAAGAUGGUCCACCGCUACGACCCCGCCGCGCGGAGGUGGGAAAACAUGGGAAAGAUGCCGGGUCCCAACAACGACCUGCGAGCGUCUGUAUUGCUGUUGCCGCCGAGUGUACGCGUGUCGAAGGACAUUUCGGACAGUUAAUUGCUCCGGGAGCGCUUCGAGUCUCACGUGGAUUUUUAACCAGCUGCUAUGUUUUACUUACGACCGCGUCGAGCGCAGACUGAAAUACUGCGUUUGUACUUUAUUUUGUGCUAUUUUUGUUUGUCAUUGCGGAGUCAAAUAAAAAUCAAUCGCACGCCG
This is a messenger RNA of Phyllopteryx taeniolatus (common seadragon), 3208 nucleotides long. RefSeq names its product kelch-like protein 33. The record is from RefSeq and is a predicted model, not a curated record. The coding region runs from base 758 to 3049 and encodes 763 amino acids. The transcript is spliced from 4 exons. Lineage: Eukaryota; Metazoa; Chordata; Actinopteri; Syngnathiformes; Syngnathidae. Gene Ontology annotation, molecular function: protein binding.